Molecule: messenger RNA, 2248 nt
Organism: Spodoptera litura
Lineage: Eukaryota; Metazoa; Arthropoda; Insecta; Lepidoptera; Noctuidae
Gene: Oamb
Product: Octopamine receptor in mushroom bodies
Biological process (GO): G protein-coupled receptor signaling pathway
Cellular component (GO): plasma membrane
Molecular function (GO): adrenergic receptor activity
Source: RefSeq, a predicted model, not a curated record
CGUUGAGUACAGCGCGCGUCGCGUCACUACUCAAACACAAUCGGCGAUCGAAUAAAACUUUUUGUAACAGAAAACAAAUCGAACGUAUUUAAAAUUUGGAAAGUUUUUUUUCCUCAUAGUGCGUGAGUUAUAAGUUUAUUUUUUUUUUGGCCAGUGUUAUUUUUGCGGAAAUUUGUUUUUAUUAGUGAAGUGAUUUGUAUAGUGUGGAAUAUUAUUUAAGGCGAUUUUUAAUUGAGGUACUUGGGGUUUAAUGGUGUGACAUUGUUUGUGGUUAGCUUCAAAUCUUCAAGCAUCAGCGUUACGACGAUAUUCAGACCCGAGCAGUAUGUCAGUAGCAACCUGAAGGCGAGCGGGCGAUGCGCCGCGCGGCGGUUCGCGCGCGCGGUGCGACGCGCGUAAUAUGCGCUCACUGAACGAAACAGCGUGCCAGGCGCUGCUUGAAGACGUACGGUGGGACGAGCCCGUCAGCCUCGUCAGUUUAGCUAUACUCGCCCUUAUUGACGUGCUUGUGAUUGCUGGUAACUGCCUAGUGAUAGCGGCAGUGCUGUGCUCCUCCAAGCUGCGCAGUGUCACCAAUCUGUUCAUCGUGUCGCUCGCGGUCGCUGACCUUCUGGUCGGCGUCGCUGUACUGCCCUUCUCGGCCACUAGAGAAGUGUUUGAGGUAUGGAUCUUCGGCGACGUGUGGUGUUCAGUAUGGCUGGCAGUAGACGUCUGGAUGUGCACGGCGUCCAUCCUGAACCUCUGUGCCAUCUCCCUGGACCGCUACGUGGCCGUCACAAGACCCGUCAGUUACCCUAGCAUCAUGAGUAGAAAGAGGGCUAAGGCUCUUAUAGCUGGUCUCUGGGUGCUCUCUUUUGUCAUCUGUUUCCCGCCGCUGGUCGGUUGGAAGGAUAAAAAGCCUGAAGAAGCAGACAUAAAAGACGGUUGGGUGCCCAACCCCCCUUGCGAAUGGACCUGUGAGCUGACCAACGAUGCUGGCUACGUCGUCUACUCGGCUCUCGGUUCCUUCUAUAUCCCCAUGUUCGUGAUGCUGUUCUUCUAUUGGAGGAUAUACAAAGCCGCUGUUAGAACCACCAAAGCUAUUAAUCAGGGUUUUAGAACUACAAAAGCCUGCUCUCAAUUUGCAGGCAAAGGAAUGGGCAGUCGGUUCGAUGACAACCGACUGACGCUUCGGAUACAUCGAGGCAGAGGAUCCAAUCGACCUCACGGGUCUCCGUUGUCGAAUGCUUCCAAUCAUUCCACCAGCACCUCGCUUAGUGCUUCUCCGGAACGGUUAAGAAGACACUCAAGCGCACGACGAGCUCAUGAGAAGGUGAAAAUCUCCGUAUCAUAUCCCUCAUCAGAACAAAUAUGUCCAGCUCACGAGAACUCCAUGUCUUCAAGUAGAUCUCCCAGUCCAUCUUUAUACGCAGUCCAUUAUGAACGAGAUGGAAGAGAACUGACAGAAAGUAGACUAAGGGUUCGACCUUCACACCAUUUGGCUCCAGGACCCCUGUACGAUGAAUAUGAUGAUAAGCCAAGGACUACUAGGAGGAUGGGAAAGAGGAACAUUAAAGCUCAGGUAAAACGCUUCCGUAUGGAAACCAAAGCAGCCAAGACCCUCGGCAUCAUAGUCGGUGGCUUCGUGUUUUGCUGGCUCCCUUUCUUCAGCGUCUACGUCGUGAGGGCGUUCUGUGGGGACUGUGUCAGCCCCAUCGUCUUCUCCGUGCUGUUUUGGCUGGGAUACUGCAAUUCUGCCAUCAACCCCUUGAUUUAUGCGCUGUUCUCUAAGGACUUUAGAUUCGCAUUCAAACGCAUAAUAUGCAAGUGCUUCUGCGGCGGCGGUGGCCCUAGAAGAGAGUCGGACGGCGAAGGUUCUAGAAAGCAGAAUAAUAGGCCAACUCACUCCCACUCAUUGGAAGAACAUGACGCGAACAACCACACCUCCACCACGACCAGCACUAGUGCUGCAGACAGGUGACGGCGAGCAAUGCGACGGCAAAACCCGCAGUUCCAGUCAACCGUCGCAUGCGUUUAGUUAAAGACAACGUUAGCGUUUAAUAACUGAUAAAAUACCGUAACACAGUAUAUAAAUACCGUUUUUUAUCUGUAUAUUGUUACUAAACGCGUCCUACUGUAGAAGUCAUAAUUGUUAGCAUAAGUAAAUGUGUGUAAAAUUAUAUAACGUUGUAACGUCUAAAUAACUUGGUUAUUUUAUCGUUAUUUUGUAUAAAUAGCUUAAUAACGAGCUGUUUUAAAUAUUAUAACU